AAGGUUAUUCCAUGCACGUUCUUUAUAAAGAGAUGCUACACUUUCAGCAUGCAUGUAGUCAAACGAUUGCAUUACAAAGUAGAAGAAGAACUUUUUGAGAAGAGAGAUGGCCAGUUGUAUGACAGAAUCAUUUAAAGUGCACAGUUGUGCCCACAAAAGAAUCCACGACAAGAAUGACUUCGAAGUGGAGCCCACAGAGAAGCAGAGAAUUACAAUGCUCUCUGACAAGCCCGUCAGGAAAUCCAACAAAGAGAACAGUAUGUGUAAUGUGACAAUUAAGACUAAAGAAAGUCAUAGUGAGAACCACAAAAAACAUGAGAAAAAGGCCCCCAAACAAGAAAAAGCAAAACAUGAAUUCUUGGACAAACUCUACGAAAUGAUGAUAAAAGAUGGGUUUAUGAAGGCUCGUGACCGCAGUGAAAAAGUAGUGGAAUUCUCCUAUCCUGAAGAACUAAAGCAGAAAAUUGACUUUGAUCUUGGAAGCAAGACAUCUGAUGAAAAAAUACUUAGCCUGUGCCAAGACAUCAUCAAGUACAGCGUGAAAGUUGCCCAUCCCCGAUUUUUUAACCAGUUGUAUGGAGGACUUGACGAGUACAGUUUGGGAGGAUGUUGGUUGACGGAGACGAUGAAUGCCAGCCUGUACACCUACGAAGUGUCCCCCGUGUUCUCCCUGAUGGAGAGAGUAGUCAUCGACAAAAUGCUCGGCAAAAUCGGAUUUGAGGAUGGAGAUGCCAUGUUCUGCCCUGGUGGUUCUAUUUCCAACAUGUAUGCACUCAACAUUGCCAGAUAUUUUAAAUACCCAGAAGUCAAAAAGAAGGGGAUCAAAGGCAUUCCCGACAUAUGUGCCUUCACCUCUGAAAAGUGCCACUAUUCUAUAGGCAAAGGUGUGGCUUUUAUGGGAAUGGGCCUUGACAAUCUCAUCAAUGUCAAGACUGAUGCUAAUGGAAAGAUGAUUCCAGAAGACUUGGAAAAGAAAAUCUUGGAGGCCAAAGCUGAGGGCAAGACCCCAUACUUUGUCAAUGCCACUGCUGGAACAACUGUUUUUGGAGCAUUUGAUCCCAUCGAUGAAAUUGCUGAUAUUUGCCAGAAAUACAAUCUGUGGAUGCAUGUUGAUGGUGCCUGGGGUGGUGGCGCCCUCCUGUCCAAGACCUACAGUCCCCUUUUGAAGGGAGUGGAAAGGGCCGACUCCAUGACUUGGAACCCCCAUAAACUCAUGGGUGUUCCCCAGCAGUGCUCGCUCGUCUUUACCAAACACAAGGGUUUGCUCGAGCAGUGCCACUCUGCCAAUGCCUCGUACCUGUUCCAACAGGACAAGUUUUACGAUGUCUCUUACGAUACCGGCGACAAGUCCAUUCAGUGUGGCCGCAAGAAUGACGUCCUGAAGCUGUGGAUCAUGUGGAAGAACAAGGGAGAUGAAGGCUUUGAGAGAGACAUUGACAAUCAGUUUGAAUGUGCCAAAUACCUGGCCCAGCUCGUCCAGGAGAGGGAGGGAUUCGAGCUUAUGCUGGAGCCUCAGUGCACCAACGUGUGUUUCUACUAUAUCCCCAAGAGACUACGUGGUCUAGAGAGAACUCCAGAGUGGUGGAAUGAAAUCUCCAAGGUGGGGCCAAAGGUCAAGGAGGGAAUGAUGAAGGCAGGCUCCAUGAUGGUCGGUUACCAGCCUGAUGGUGACUUUGUUAAUUUCUUCAGGAUGAUCAUCUCAAAUUUGGACACUGUGAAAAGUGACAUGGAUUUCGUUGUUGAUGAAAUUGAUAGGCUAGGAAAAGAUCUCUAAGAAUAGUGUUCAAAUACCAAAACAGUCUUUCAUCCGUUUUAAGUCAAUUAUUAUGAGACAAUUUGCUAAAACGAACAAGUGAUUACAUUGAAUUCGUCCUUUUAUCUGUUUUAUAGGCGUUCAUUAGUACAUGUAUUACAAGACAUUUUGUUGAAAUGAAGAGGCAAUUACAUUGAAUUUCUUCACCAAUCAUCCCUCAUAUUUAUUUCUUGUGUUUCACUGAUUUGUAUAUUUAUUUCGUCUCCUGUUCAGAUCUAUGUAUAUAUUGUUGAUAUUCUGUACAUGCAAACUGUUCUUAAGAGUUGUUACUGUUAUGAAUUAGAAAACUGAAAAAAGACAUUAAAAAAAAAAAAAUAGUGAAAAAUGCAUUGGAAAAAAUUGAGAAAAGAAUAAAAAAUAUUCCUUAAAA
This is a messenger RNA of Magallana angulata, 2183 nucleotides long. RefSeq names its product cysteine sulfinic acid decarboxylase-like. Bases 107 to 1774 code for a protein of 555 amino acids. Gene Ontology annotation, molecular function: pyridoxal phosphate binding; carboxy-lyase activity. The transcript has 6 exons. Gene Ontology annotation, biological process: carboxylic acid metabolic process. Gene Ontology annotation, cellular component: cytoplasm. The record is from RefSeq and is a predicted model, not a curated record. Lineage: Eukaryota; Metazoa; Mollusca; Bivalvia; Ostreida; Ostreidae.